ACAAUAGUCUUCAGACUUUGAACAAAUGGAAACUGGCUCCAACCAAAAUAUGCAGCUAUAGAUUAUGAUUUAUUCAUAAGAGUUUAUUGCAAGAAUGACCACAGCUCUACUUUAUUUUAGUGAUUUUAUCACUUAGUGACCCUUUCAAGUCAUCGAACGGUUUAUUACCUUACUUCUAGAAGUUUUGUUGGACCAUGCAAGACACGAAGAGCCGAUAUGCAGUCAAACAACUUUCACUGAUCGCACAUGUAAAUACGAGAAACCGCGACGGUUACUGACCCAGAAGUGGCCCUAAAAUACCAAGAUUGAAACCCAGCGAAUAGGAAACGUCAUGAGUUUGUCGGAGAGCGAGGAUCACGAUUCCUCAGCAGAGGAACACGAAUUGUCUAAACUAAAAGAGGAGGCAAUUCUUGACAGUUUAUUUUACGCUUGCGAGGUGGACGAUAGCGGAAAAGUGCCUGUUUCUCGUCUUAUAAGCUACCUUAGAACUGCUGUGGCCAAGGACUCCAACGACAAUACUCCAGAGUUUGCGGAUAACCUGGACGACCUGUCCCUGAUUCUGGACCCCGAGGGCCAGGAUGUUCACAUAAGCUUGACCACCUACCAUGCAGGCAUCAGCGAGUGGAUUGAUGAGAUCCGAAAGAGGAGUAUGGCAAGUCUUGAGGAGCAGUACUAUUCACCAGUCACUGUCAACUGCACAUCACCAUCAUUCGGCUCUCUCGUCCAGAAUGGAUUAGACCUAGCCACCAGCACUCCUAAUGCAUCCACUGAUAGCGUUGAAGGUAUUGGUGGAGAGUCACCCAAGAAAAACGACUGGGAUCGAGCUCAAGAAAUGAUGGCCACAAUUGAGAGUUUACAGGCAAACAACAAGAGACUGUUAGAUCAGUAUUCCUCUGUCCAGGCUCAGAUGGACUUAACUGAUGAGCUGAACGCCCAGCUGACAGCAGAGUUAACGGACCUAAAGAAACAGAUGCAAAUCUUGCAACAUACGUCAGAAAAAUAUAAACUAUUGGAAAAAGAAAAUGCCGAUCUUAGGCAGUCAGUAAGUGAAACACAAGAAGUGGCUAACAGUCUCCAAAAUAGAAAUUCUCUUCUGGAAAGAGAAAAACAAUCAUUAGAAGAAAAUAUACAAGAUUUAAAUGUAAAGUUAACACAAUCGCAAAGCGAAAUAUCUCUACUAGCUUCUCAGAAAAAAGAAUUGACAGAGUCUAUAGGAUUACAAAAGCAAGUUGUCUUUGAAGAAUUAAAAAAUGUUCGUGAAGAAUUUGCUGAGGAAUCGACAACAAAAACACAAUAUUUAAAUAGCGUUAUAGCAGAACUCACACUUGCAAAUGAGGAACUUAAGCUGGAGAAGAGCAGGCUGGAACAAGUUGUCGCCGACCUCACUGAUGAACAUCCAAGAGACAAGCCCCAUGACAGCUCGUGUUCGCCUAGCUCCAUGCCCUACUCAGCAAGUACGCCAGUUCAGCGAAAAAGAAGACCGUUUUCGCUCAAACAAGAACUACAAGCCCAGUUGUCCACAGAAUCACGAGACUUACCGUCGCCACUUGUGGGGAACAGUAUGUGUUGCGAUAGUCUUGACGGGACCGCGUUAGACACCAUGGGGGGUUCAGUAUUCGAUCAUUCUUGGGCGUCAUACGCCUCCCACGAUACCAACACUUCAAUAGAAGGGUACAGCAUCGUCGCCACACAAGUGGCGACUGAGUUUCGUGAGAAGAAGGACAAGGCCCUGCAGCAAAUCAAUGAGCUCGCUUGUCUGGACACUAGUCCUGGCGUGAAAGUUAGACACGAGGUCAUAGCGAAUCAGUUUAACGAAGAGAUGAACACUUUUGCAGAGAAAAUCAACUCAAUAUGCUUAAAGAAGAAAAGCGCGGAAAAAAGGUCAGCAAAACUACUUAUAACGGUCAAGAAAUUGAAAGAGGAAUGUGAGCGACUGCAGAUCGAACGGGACAAGGCCUACCAGAAGCUUGGUAAUCUUUCACUCAGUAGCGACGACAUAGACACAAGGAUGGAAGAUUUGAAGAAAGAGCUUUCCAAGGUAAAAGAACAGCUUAAAGCUAGCGAAACUACAAUAGAAGAUUUGCAGAACCAACUCGCUACCAUCAACACAGAACUCGCAGCCGUACGCGAUGAAAGAGAAAAGUUAGCCAAGACUCUUGGAAUUCAGAAUGAGCAUAAAGACGAGCUGGAGAGAAAACUCAUCGACGCCCACAGGUCCCAAAGUCAGUUAGACAUUCAACAGACUCAUCAAAUCUUGAGGAUAAAAGAGCUUGAAGAAGAGCUAAAGAGAUUGUCCAACCAUUUGCUGACAGAGAAAGAGCGUACCACCGCCUUAGAGGAGUCCCUUCAUUUGUCUGUCACGAAGCACAGCAACGAGAUGCAGGAAAUCAUGGAUAUGAUCCCCAUAACUGAGAGUGAGCUUAACAAGGCUAAGCAAUCACCCCGUUCCUCUUCGCCACGAGUGACAGGCCACACCCUGAGGUCACGUCUGCAGGACUACAUACUUGCAGUACAGGGUCUUCUACCCCCAGAGUCUGCGGUCCGUGCAUCGCCGGAUGGUAAACCUCGUAGCGAUCUCGAUGACAGCUCUGCAGAAGGAUCCACUCACCCUCCCUCCCUCCGUGCCACAAAAGGGCUCCCCUCCCCUCCCUACUCGUCUGUGUCGUCCCAAAGCCCUGAACGCUCUGCCCAGAGCCCCUACUACUCGGCGGAGAGUGGAGUGUACAGAACAGUACACGAGACAGGGUCGCAGACCGAUCUGACUUCAGAAUAUAUGAAGGCGCUUGAGAGUAUCAGCGGGCGAGAAAAGGCAGCUGGUGAUUCCAACGAAAGCGACGCUCCCAGACAUCCUAAAAUGUUGAGCCUAUGGAAGAAGAAGUUGGCAGUGAGCUUUAAGCACGACGAGGACUACCCGGAUUCAUUAGACAGCUCCGCCAACAGCGGCAACUUCGUGGAUGGAGUCUCCUUGCACGUACGGCCGGCACCAAGCGAAAGAGAAGUUGAAAAGCACUUCAGAGCGCUUGUGCUUGCAUUUCAAACAGACCAGAUGACGUUAGAGAAGAGACUCAGGGUCCAGGAGCGCAAUCGAGCUGUGGCUGAGAGUAACAUGGACCAGGAAUUCCAGCACAUGACCGACUUACUUAAGCGCUAUGAAGAAAAGUAUGUUCGGACAAAAGAGCUGCAGAACGUGGUAGUUACACUGUUGACCCAGAUAGAAGUAUUGCGCAGCUCUUGUCAGCGGGUAUCAUCGCUGGCUCAGCAGCAUGGCAGUGUACAACAGGAAUCGCGGAUGUCAGGCGGGCUAGAGGUGAUGAUUUGCCAUGCCGAGAAUGUCAGUAGACACUUGGAGCGCGCCAGUCAAGACCUUAACGAGUUUAGGAAAAAAGAAUCCUUACUGCCAGAUGACUCCGACUCAAACGUGUCUGCACCGACCCAAAACGGCCCUACUAGAAUUGGAGGGUAUGGUCGGGAGAAAAGUGCCUCUGUCGACGAAACGGGAUCUGCGGAUGAGAGCAAGCAGAAUAGCUUGGCUCAUUUUAUGAUGGCCAUCCACAAUACUUCCGUCCGCGCCAAACAGGUUUUGCACAGCUUCCGGCGCAGAACAAUAGACACAGGAACCCUGUGGCGAAGUCAAGAGACAGACUCUGAUGAAGGAGACGGUGAAGCUCUCAAUCAAGAUCCCUGCAGGGAGAGGGAAGGGAGUAUUUCUAGCUCUGCAGGCUCUUCAGAGGGGGAGAGGGUGGAAGAAACGGAGGCUGUCAGUCAACCAGUGGAGCCCACUCCCAGACCGGUGCACAUGCGCGGUGCCUGUGGUCGCCUCUUUCUGGCCACCCUCCGCAUCAUCUUCACCACCCUAUUCCUCAUCUUCCUACUCCUUGGCACCCUGGUCUUCUGCAACACCUACACUUCUUACAAGCUACGACGGGACCACAUACCGGAAUGGAUAAUAGAGGUCCUUGACCCUCUCAUGGAUCGCUACCCUGGCACGCCCAACCAUUGAGCCACUGUGUCCAAUUCCAUGCCUUUUCUAUGAGGAAUUUUUCGGUCAUGUAUAUGAUAAAUUUUGUGGAAUUGCUUUUUGUGGCAGUUGAUUAUUGUAGAAUUGGGCGCUGUCGUGUGUUAGCGUACGUGAAUAUUUUGUAUAUAGAGAAAAUAAAGCUAGAAUAGCUGAUAGUUUAGCUCUUUGCCUGAGUAUAUAUGACUAUUUUCUGUAUAACUGUAAUAUUUAUAUGCCUUCUAUAACUCUUACAUUUUAUCACAAUUUUCUCCUUUUUUUUCUUUUCUAUUGAAGGAUGUUAAUUAGCUGCUAAGAUCCGACUAUAACGUGAUAACGAAUAUGCGUUCCUGUUAUCUUCUGGGAAUUAUUGGCGAUUUUCCUAUCAAUGGAUUUUUUCUUAUAGCAAAAGUACCUCAACUUAUCUGAAUACAGCCAUCUAAAAUGCCCUCUAGGUCGAUUUCUAAACCUUAUAUUAAAUGCAGGAAUCCUAAUGUAAAACAAAUCGAAACAAUAACGUGAUUCAAUUAGUUUAUCAGUGCAUAUUAAGAUUUUCUCACGCUCAUUACUGAUCAUUGCGCUUCUGCUUAAAGUCGCUAACUAAAAAGCUCGUUCUAUAUCGGAAAGUGUUGAUACAACAAACAAAACAAAAAACUGUUUCCAGACAAUCAUCCAGGGAAUGUAUUUUCCCAACAAUGCCAUGCGGCAUAUCCAUGCGACAUCAAAGUCAAUUCAAACGAUAUUUAAAGAGCCUUUUCAGCCACUCCUUUCUGAUUCAAAAUUAUCGCAGCAGAUUUCCUAUAUGGAUGAAAACGUUACUUUCUUUUUAUAUUUCGCUAGAAUGAAAAAAUUGCAGCUGAGACUCUUUCAUUAUUAGUGACGAUUUAUAUAUGUUAGAUGAAACAGCAUCAACAACGAAAGGCGCGUUAGAAAAUACUUGUUUUAUUUAGAAAUGUUAAGAUUGCUUAGGAAAAUUGUAUCUACUGCUGAGGUGCGUUAAUGGAUGAUAUAUGUAAAUAGUCUAAAGUCAUUAAGCAUUCGACACAUUUCCCUGUUCAUGCCCUAGAAAACUUUUUCUACAGAAACAGGAUAUAUCUAUCGGGCAUCUAGAAAUUUAGUCAUCAUAUUAGAUCUGUUGAAAACCUGUUAGCAACCAUUUUUUGCUUAACAAGGAAUAUCUCUGGAAUAUUGAAUAUUUUAAAUUAAAAUUAAAAAAAUAAACUACUGUAGAAGAUGAUUACAAAAAUUAAUAUAUGAUGAUUAUGUUGGUCAAAAGAGAGAGAGAGAGCAAUUAUUAUAUUUAUGUCAGAGAAUACUAGUUCACCGUAGUAUUGUUGUACAAUUUUUACUAAUAUCACAUUAAAACGCGAUUUCGGGUUUAA
Molecule: messenger RNA, 5376 nt
Organism: Nematostella vectensis (starlet sea anemone)
Lineage: Eukaryota; Metazoa; Cnidaria; Anthozoa; Actiniaria; Edwardsiidae
Product: inositol 1,4,5-triphosphate receptor associated 2
Exons: 39
Coding region: 332-4000 (1222 amino acids)
Source: RefSeq, a predicted model, not a curated record